UCAGUUUAGUACACAAAUUUCUAAAACGAGGCGUAGCGAUCAACAACAUGGCAGCUCUUGACGAAAAUUCUAACACGGUUUUACAAGGAAUCGCCCGCCAUAUCAAUUGUUUGAGUGAAGACAACAGAAACACGAGGAAAAGGGCACUAGAGAAUAUCCAGAGAGACACACUCAAGAGGAACAUCGCUUUAGAAUCAACAGAACUCCGGUUAAUUUUUAAAGAAAUUCUGCCCCCUGUUCUAAAAAUAUUUUCUGACCCGGUUGAAAAAUGUCGAGAACUCUCUACAAAUGUCGUUAUGUCUUUUCUCAAGAUAGUUCCCGAUCCCGAGGAUUACCUUUCUUAUAUUAUACCAGUCUUAGUUCAGCGCUUAGGACAACAAGAAAUUGUGGAAAACUCAGAAGAACAGAGACUGCUGCUGGUUGAACUCCUGAAACAAAUUGUGGAAUUUUCUGGAAAAAACAUAGCAAUGUAUUUGGAUGAUUGCAUUUCAAUACUUCAGAGAACAAUUGUGGAUCCCUAUCCAGAAGUAAAGAAAGAAAGUUGUAGAUGUGCAGGGUAUUUGGCUAAGAAAAUUCCUGAGCACUUUCACAUGCAAUCAGAAUCUUUGAUAAAGCCAUUAUUAUGGUCAAUAGCCCAUCAACAUUCUAAAGUUCGUACUAUCGUUGUAGAAGCCAUAGGUGAUGUUGUGCAGUACGGUAAUGGUAAAACAGUUGAACCUGUAGUUUCUCACCUGGCACAGAGAUUGUUUGAUCAAUCUCCAGCUGUUCGGAAAGUUCUAAUUAAAGUUGUUGGCUCAUGGCUACUAGACUUGCCUGAUAGAUAUUCUUUCUUUCACAAACUUAUCCCACUCUUAUUGACUGGUAUAACAGAUGAACAGCCAGAAAUAUCAGAAUUAGCUGAUUCUUAUUGGCAUGACACUGGUAUAAAAUAUGAAAGAGAAAAUGAAGAUGAUUUGAAAGAUAAACAAGAUUUUGCCAAAGAAGAUCCACAACAUUAUCCCCCAAAUGUUGAAAGACCAAAUUUAGGAUGUCGUAUAUUGAUGCAAAGGAACUUGUCAAAGAUAUUACCAGGUUUAAUGAAAGAUAUUGGUGACUGGGUUCUAGAAACAAGAAUAAAAUCGGCAGCUUUGCUCUAUGUUUUAUUACUAAAUGCAGAAGAGUACAUUACUCAACAUAUGGAAAUAGUCUUGUCAGGAUCAUACAGGGCUUGUAUGGAUGAAGAACCAAAAGUAGUACGAGAUGUUUUUCGAUCAUGUGAAUUAAUUGGUUAUUUUGUAUCACCUGAAGUAUGGUGUAAAAUUGUACUAAAUAAUGUCAGAGCAUCUCAAUCCUCAGGAAGUUUAAUGGUUUUAGCUGCUGUGAUAAGAGGCUCUGAAAAGGAAAAGUUAAAACCUUAUUUAUCAAAGAUCUGUGAAACCAUAACUUCAUCUGAUGUUUGUCAAUCUAUUCAGCCUCAAGUACAGCUCCAGUUAAUAGCAUGUGUAGAUUCUAUUGGGUUAAUAAUGGCUGAUGAAACAUCAUCUGUAGCUCUACAACUAUUUACAGUUUUACUGACUGCCCUAGCAUUGGCUCAAGAUCAGAAUGUGAAAGACAAGGUUAAUUCAUCUUUAGAACAACUAGCAACAGUUCAUGGCUUAGCAUCUAAACAACAUCUGUUUGAAUUGUACACAAAAUCUGUCAUAAAACAGUUUGAUGAUAAUUAUUUCUCCUGGACAAAUCAUUCAAUGGAACGUCAGAUAUUUGAUACUUUAUUGAUAGAAGCUGGUGAUGUUAUUGGAGAUCUGUUAGAAGAUAUCAUACCUAUUCUGGUCACCAGUCUUAAACCAGAAAAAGACCCUGAGAUGCGGUUAAAGUUUUUUACACUUCUGUCACGUUUAGUAAUGAAUGCUGCCAACACACUGGAUUCUAAGAAGAAAUUUAGCGGUUUUGCUGUAUCUGUUGUUAAAGAUAUGGUGAUGCCGAACUGUGUAUGGAGAGCUGGUAGAACUGCGGGUGCUAUAAGAACUACUGCUGUCUCAUGUCUGUGGGCCUUAUUAAAAAGCCAUGUACUUAGUAAAGAAAAGAUGGAGCCCAUUGUAGAAAAUCUACUAACUCAAGUUAUGACCUUGAUGGAAGAUGACAAUAAAAGUACACGUUUGAUAGCUUGUCGUGUUUUAACCAGAUUAUUCGAACUGAUGGGUGGAACUUUAAAUCAAGAUCGUCUACAUAACAUCUACCCAGAAUUAUUGAAAAGACUGGACGACAGUAGUGAUGAAAUUCGUGUUGUUGUUGCCAAGACAUUUUUAGCUUAUUUUGAUUGUUUUGGUGAAGGUUAUGAUCCUGAUUUAUAUAAAGCUCAUUUAGAAGCUAUAUUUAAAGGAUUAUUAGUUCAUUUAGAUGAUUCAGAGAAAAAGAUACAAGAAGCCAUUUUAGAAGUUUUAAAAAGAGCUGGACAGCUCCACCCUGCUAUGCUAAAACAAGAAGUAGAAUCAGUUAAACAUAAACAUCGUACAGGACAGUAUUGUGAUAUCCUAUUAAAAGAUAUUCAGGUUCAAUAACAUAUUUAUCAACGUCUCCAUCCAUUAUCAGCAUUUUCCUUGUAACAGUUAAUUAUUAAAUUACAGUAUGCUCUCAUGAAUAGCUGUAUUAUACAUAACUGUAUAUAUCAUAUUAUCGAGCCUAAAUAUUUGUGUAUAUCAUACAUAUUCUUUUUGUGUAUUUCAUACAUGUUAUAUUUGUGUUUAUCAUACAUGUUAUAUUUGUGUUUAUCAUACAUAUUCUGUUUGAGUAUUUCAUACAAGUUAUAUUUGACAUGAUGUAAAUGUACAUCACAUUAUAUCCAUGUACAAUGUAUUGUUUCAUUUGUGUAAUUGUUUUUUGUUUAUAAUAAUUUAUUUGUACAUUAAAUAUAGUAUACUUUACACUGAAAAAAUGUUUGUCAACAUUAAACAGAUAUUUUUGGAAAAGCGUAUAAGUGUUCUUUAAACAUACAUUAUGCAAGAGCUAAAUCUGUCUAUUGCAGGUCUUUCUUUAGGCAUGAAAUGUUAUUUAAAUUAACGGGUUAAGUAAACCUAACAAAAUUUUACAGAGUUUAUAUAACACUGGGUUAAAUAUAAACAUUGCCACCGAACUACUCCAUAACACUAAGAAAUAGGAGCAUGCAAAACUAAACUAAUUGCAAUUUGUAGCAGAAAUUUUAGAGUUAACACUG
Patella vulgata (common limpet) is the source of this 3190-nucleotide messenger RNA. RefSeq names its product dynein axonemal assembly factor 5. Gene Ontology annotation, biological process: inner dynein arm assembly; outer dynein arm assembly; cilium movement. Gene Ontology annotation, cellular component: cytoplasm. Gene Ontology annotation, molecular function: dynein intermediate chain binding. The record is from RefSeq and is a predicted model, not a curated record. Lineage: Eukaryota; Metazoa; Mollusca; Gastropoda; Patellidae. The transcript is spliced from 10 exons. Bases 48 to 2537 code for a protein of 829 amino acids.